CAGCGCCCCCUGUCUGGUGUUGCGCUUGAAACUUUUUCAUGUGUUGAUAUGGAGAAAAAACCGAAUGCCAGGAGUAGACUUAUUCACAAGCUGGAUGAGGAGAAGGUGUUGCUUUCGACGCAUAUGGAGCAUACUAAUGGAGGAACAAGUUCCAAGUCGUCUGCCUCGUUCAAUUUCAUUAACUCCAUCAUUGGAUCCGGACUUAUUGGCCUUCCAUUUGCAAUGGCUCAGGCGGGCCUACCUCUGGGACUGCUGCUGCUUUUUCUGGUUGCAAUCAUUACAGACUACUCAAUCAUCUUGUUAAUAAAAGGGGGAAACUUGUCAGGGACACACAGUUACCAGUCUCUUGUACACAGCACAUUUGGCUUUGUUGGAUAUCUUAUUUUGUCAGUCCUGCAGUUCCUCUAUCCAUUUAUCGCAAUGAUAAGUUACAACAUCAUCACUGGAGAUACUAUGACCAAAGUGUUUCAGAGAAUACCAGGAGUUGGUCUUGGUCAUAUUCUGGCAGAGAGGCAAUUUGUCAUUUUGGCAUCUACCAUCCUCUUCACAAUUCCACUCUCCUUGUUCAGAGAUAUGGCUAAAUUGGGAAAGGUCUCAUUAGUGUCCAUGCUGUUAACCUUGGUCAUCAUUGUCAUAGUAGCUGUGAGGGCUGUAACACUGGGACCACAAAUCUCCCCCUCUGAGGAUGCAUGGGUGUUUGCAAAAUGGAACGCAGUUCAAGCAGUCGGUGUUAUGUCUUUUGCCUUCAUCUGCCACCACAACACCUUCAUGAUCUAUGGGUCACUCAAGGAGCCCACUUUAACUAACUGGUCCUGGAUCACACAUGUGUCUGUGGGCUCAGCUGCUCUAGUCAGUGCACUAUUUGCUGCUACAGGCUAUGCUACUUUCACUGGGUACACACAAGGUGAUAUUUUUGAGAACUACUGCAAAUAUGAUAACUUGGCCACAUUUGGUCGGUUCUGCUAUAGUCUCAGUAUAAUCACCACCUUUCCUUUGGAGUGCUUUGUGACAAGAGAGGUGGUGUCAAAUGUCUUUUUUAAUGGACUACUUAGCAACACAGCCCACAUUUUGGUUACCUUGGUGAUAAUAUUAGUGGUUACAGCAAUAUCCCUCUCGUACGACUGUCUUGGUGUUGUGCUGGAGUUGAAUGGUGUUCUGAGUGCCACGCCUCUGAUCUUCAUCAUUCCUUCUGCCUGUUUCCUGAAACUCUCCAGUGGCCGCUGGUUUCAUAUGAAAAAACUAAUGCCAGCACUUAUUAUCGUGACUGGAGUUUUUAUAAUGAUCAUCGGAUUGAUUAUGACAGGACUGUCUCCUAAGGACUGUUCACAUGGAGUGGAAAUGUUUUACUGUACAAACAUAAAUUCUUCUGCUUCGUUAUCUGUGACUCCUGUUAAUAGUGUGGUUCCGAUUAUAAAUUCUACUCAGAACACUAGCAAUUUCUAAUUUCAAAUAGGAAAUGUCAUUUUGAAUAUAUUUGUAUGAUUUUCAAGCUAUAGUAGACCUACAUUGUGACUAUGUUAUAAGAACUCAGUGACAAGUCUUUUAACUAU
This is a messenger RNA of Tachysurus fulvidraco (yellow catfish), 1550 nucleotides long. RefSeq names its product solute carrier family 38 member 11 (gene slc38a11). Lineage: Eukaryota; Metazoa; Chordata; Actinopteri; Siluriformes; Bagridae. Gene Ontology annotation, molecular function: amino acid transmembrane transporter activity. The record is from RefSeq and is a predicted model, not a curated record. Gene Ontology annotation, biological process: amino acid transmembrane transport. Bases 49 to 1443 code for a protein of 464 amino acids. The transcript has 12 exons.